Cyphomyrmex costatus is the source of this 2625-nucleotide messenger RNA. It is a transcript of the gene Pfk, whose product is annotated as ATP-dependent 6-phosphofructokinase. The record is from RefSeq and is a predicted model, not a curated record. Gene Ontology annotation, molecular function: AMP binding; monosaccharide binding; fructose-6-phosphate binding. The transcript has 16 exons. NCBI's taxonomy places the organism in Eukaryota, Metazoa, Arthropoda, Insecta, Hymenoptera, Formicidae. Gene Ontology annotation, biological process: fructose 1,6-bisphosphate metabolic process; canonical glycolysis; fructose 6-phosphate metabolic process. Gene Ontology annotation, cellular component: 6-phosphofructokinase complex; cytoplasm. Bases 29 to 2479 code for a protein of 816 amino acids.
AGUGUUAUUUACAUUCCGAUUUACGAAAAUGGACGAUUAUCAAGAUUACCAUCAGAGUUAUAAGGAAUAUUGCGAUACAGUCAUGGCCGAAGACGCGCCAGCUCAGAGGUUUAUCAAACCUGGGAGUCACAAGGGCAAAGGCAUCGCCGUGUUCACCAGUGGAGGCGACUCUCAAGGAAUGAAUGCCGCCGUACGAGCAGUCGUAAGGAUGGGCAUUUACCUCGGGUGCAGGGUGUAUUUUAUUAGGGAAGGUUACCAAGGCAUGGUGGAUGGCGGGAAAAAUAUCGAGGAAGCUACAUGGUCAUCCGUAUCUUGUAUUAUUCACAGAGGUGGUACAGUAAUCGGUUCCGCUCGAUGCCAAGAAUUCAGGGAUCGUCCCGGUCGUCGGAAAGCCGCUAAGAACUUGGUUAAUCUGGGAAUAACUAAUUUAGUGGUGAUCGGUGGGGACGGCUCUCUUACAGGCGCUAAUCUCUUCAAGGAAGAAUGGCCCGCACUUCUGAAGGAGCUCGUCGAAUCUGGUGAUAUAACUGCUGAACAGAGUGAGAAAUACAAGCAGCUGCAUAUUGUCGGUCUAGUAGGUUCCAUUGAUAACGAUUUUUGCGGUACGGAUAUGACGAUUGGUACCGAUUCCGCGUUGCACCGUAUCAUUGAGAGUAUCGAUGCUAUAGUUAGCACAGCUUACUCUCAUCAAAGAACGUUUAUAAUGGAAGUCAUGGGUCGUCACUGCGGGUAUCUGGCUAUUGUGGGCGCUUUAGCUGCGGAGGCAGACUAUGUUUUCUUCCCAGAAUGUCCGCCUCCUGUCGACUGGCCUGAAAAAUUAUGUAAAAAAUUGGAGCAGGAAAGACUUACUGGUCAACGGCUUAAUAUUAUUAUUGUAGCCGAGGGAGCUGUCGACAGAAAUGGCGAUCCGAUCACUGCUGAAAAAGUGCACAAAGUCGUCGUAGACAAAUUGCAACAGGAUACAAGAAUCACCGUUCUGGGCCAUGUACAAAGAGGUGGUAAUCCUUCAGCCUUCGAUAGAGUUUUGGGAUGCCGGAUGGGAGCUGAAGCUGUGAUGGCUUUAAUGGAGGCAACACCCGAUACGGAAGCCUGCGUUGUCACAUUAGACGGUAAUCAAGCUGUGAGGUUACCACUUAUGGAAUGUGUUCGUCGUACGAAAGCCGUAGCGCAGGCUAUGACUGACAAAAAUUGGGACCUUGCUGUUCAGCUUCGAGGAAAGGGCUUUGCACGCAACUUAGAAACGUACAAAAUGCUGACUCGUUUGAAAGCACCACACCUGAUAGAUGGUGCUAACAGGGAAGUUAAUGGCCGCGCAUUACCAAAGGAUAAUUAUACAUUGGCAGUCAUGCAUAUAGGAUCGCCGUCCUGCGGCAUGAACGCGGCAGUUCGUUCCUUUGUGAGGAAUUGUAUCUAUCGAGGCGACAAGGUAUAUGGUAUUUGCGACGGAGUGCUUGGCCUAAUAGCUGGUAGAUUGAAGUUAAUGGACUGGCCAUCUGUUACCGGCUGGGUUUCAGAGGGUGGUGCAAAAUUGGGAACAAAGCGUGCACCGCCCACGGAGGAUCAAUUACCCCAAGUUGCUCAAAGACUCAAAGAAUAUGGAAUACAAGCGUUGCUCAUCAUAGGUGGAUUCGAGGGUUAUCAGACCGGUCUCACAUUUUUCAAGGCGAGGGAUAAAUACGAGGAGUUUAAAAUUCCCAUCGCUAUGAUUCCUGCAACUAUUAGUAACAAUGUGCCAGGUACUGAGUUUUCAUUGGGCUGUGACACGGCUUUAAAUGAAAUUACAGAGAUCUGUGAUCGCAUUCGACAGUCGGCGCAAGGUACUAAACGUCGCGUAUUUAUCAUCGAGACGAUGGGUGGUUUCUGUGGGUACCUAGCGACCGUCGCUGGUCUAGCCGGUGGUGCCGAUGCAGCGUAUAUCUAUGAGGAGAAAUUUAAUAUCAAGGAUUUGAAUCAAGAUGUUAUCGCGAUGGCGGCAAAAAUGUCAGAAGGUGUUGAGAGGGGACUCAUUAUCAGAAAUGAAAAUGCUAAUGAAAAUUACAAUACAGAAUUUACAUUUAGACUUUUCAGCGAAGAAGGAAAAGGUCUAUUUAGUUGUAGAAGAAACAUACUCGGUCACAUGCAACAAGGAGGCUCACCGACGCCUUUCGAUCGUAAUUUGGGAACAAAAAUGGGCUCUAAGGCAGUGGAAUGGUUCAGUGACAAAUUGAGAAAAUGCACCAGCCCCGAUGGUAAAACGUUCACUACGGCAGCGGACAGUGCGGUGAUGCUUGGUAUUGUCAGACGUCAGUAUAGAUAUACGCCAUUUACGGAACUUAUUGAAGUUACUGACUUUGAACAUCGCAUUCCGACGUAUCAAUGGUGGAUGAAGCUACGUCCAUUACUAAAGGUAUUGGCGAAGCAUGAAUCGACAUAUGAAGAGGAGGGUCUUUACAUAACCGUCGAAGAAAUGGAUGAACAGAAGGAUCCGCCUCUCGUAUAAACUGUGAGAUCAAUCUCCUAAAGAGCACCGCAGUAGAAAACAUAAAAUGGAUGUUGCUAAUCGUGUGAAUAGUAGGUGCCGAUUAUUAAAAAGUAUCGCAGUAUUGUAUAAAUUAUAUUAUGAUAAUUUUAUUCAUGCUCGACGAG